Molecule: messenger RNA, 651 nt
Organism: Adineta steineri
Lineage: Eukaryota; Metazoa; Rotifera; Eurotatoria; Adinetida; Adinetidae
Source: the annotation of a GenBank genome assembly
AUGACAAAUGAACACCAACUUGUACAUGUUCUUUGGUGUGAUAUGUUACAAUUUGUUGUAAAUUCAAAAAUACCUAUUAAUCGUUCAUUUUUCUCAUUGGGUGGUAAUUCAUUAGCUAUAAUGCGUCUCUUUGCACAAUAUCAAAUAAAAUUUUCUCUUGAUACUAAAUCUUCAUCAUCGUUUAAUAUUGCUUCUUUAUUUCGUCAACCAACUAUUGCUGAACAUACUCAAAUUUUUCAACAAUGGCUUAAUCAUACUUCUUAUCAAACUCAAUUAUGGUCAACAACGGGAAAGAAGAUUUAUUAUUUUUCUAUUGAUAUUAUGUAUUCUUUAUUUGAUCAAUUUAUUUCAUUAAAUGAGGUCAAGUUAACCAAACGUCAACAUAAUGUUGUCAUAACAAAAGAUGCAUCUGUAAAUUUAAUUUAUCUUGGUACUCGCCUUCAUCAUUAUGAUUGUUUACUUGAAGGAGAAGUUUCUUUAUCAAAUUUAUUUUAUAAAAAUUCAAAUAAUUAUAUUCAAAAAAUAAUUGGUCAAUUAAUAUCUAACAGUUCAUCUGUACUUAGUCAAUGCCAAGGUGAUGAACUUACAAUUGUUUAUGGUUCAGUAUUAAUUCAACAAAUAUUUGAACAAAAUUCUAUUACACUUCAGUAG